This is a messenger RNA of Zerene cesonia (dogface butterfly), 723 nucleotides long. Its product is annotated as cuticle protein-like. Gene Ontology annotation, cellular component: extracellular matrix. Lineage: Eukaryota; Metazoa; Arthropoda; Insecta; Lepidoptera; Pieridae. The transcript is spliced from 2 exons. The record is from RefSeq and is a predicted model, not a curated record. Bases 150 to 704 code for a protein of 184 amino acids.
GACCUUCACCCGGCAAACUGGUUAAUUAGUGCACGCCCUACAGCCUCCGGCGAAAAUUGUCACCAUGCUCGAGUCGAUUGUGCUAAGUAUAAAAACUGGUGCAGCGCCGACUCAAUCAUAGUCAAACUUCGACAAUCGCACCAAUAACAAUGGCAGCUAAGUUCUUCGCCGUCCUCGCCCUGGCCGCGGUCGCCUCCGCUCUCCCCGUGGUGCCAGUCGCCAAGCUGGCAUACGCCGAGCCCGAAGCCCCCGCCCACUAUGACUUCCAAUACUCCGUCCAUGACGAGCAUACUGGUGACAUCAAGCAGCAGCAAGAAUCCCGCGCCGGAGACGCUGUCCACGGCUCCUACUCCCUCGUUCAACCUGACGGUGUCCAUCGCAUCGUGGAGUACACUUCUGACCACGCUUCCGGUUUCAACGCUAUCGUCCGUUAUGAAGGCACCCCAAUUCACGCGCCAGCUCCCGCCAAGAUCGCAUACGCCGCUCCCGUAGCUAAGCUCGCAUACGCCGCUCCCGUCGCCAAAGUAGCGUACGCUUCCCCCGUGUCCUACGCUGCCCCAGUCGCCAAGGUAGCCUACUCUUCUCCCAUUUCCCACGUGUCAUACGCGCCCGUCGCCAAGGUCGCCUACUCCGCUCCUUCCUACAGCGCCGCUCCUCUUACUCAAGUCUCCUUCUCGUCCCCGGCUAUCUCCUACCACCAUUAGACGCUUUUUAAUUUAUUUA